This is a messenger RNA of Betta splendens (Siamese fighting fish), 1385 nucleotides long. RefSeq lists its product as uncharacterized. The record is from RefSeq and is a predicted model, not a curated record. NCBI's taxonomy places the organism in Eukaryota, Metazoa, Chordata, Actinopteri, Anabantiformes, Osphronemidae. The transcript has 8 exons. Bases 182 to 1027 code for a protein of 281 amino acids.
GGCGCCCUUCUCCACGCCGCCGCCAUCAUACGCGGGGCUACACCCGAGCCGAGUGAAGCCUCGGCGCAGUGUUUGUAGCAGCGACCCACGGAUGUGCAGACCGUCCACGAACGUCGCCGCGUGGGCUGUCAGGAGCAUGUGACCGCGCAGGACGGAGACCUUGUCUGCGGUUUGGAUCAAGAUGAGCAGCGGCACAAAACGAGAGAGGGAGCAGAAGAGGAAGCUGCAGCACUUCCUGGGCGACAUGGCUUUGCUGGGAUCAUUGCAGGGGUUUAAAUACUUCCAACCGUGGCUCAGGGGGAAGGAGGAGCUGCUGCUCACAGUGGUCAAUGAGGACCUGGGCUGGCGCUCCCCGGGCUUCGCGGUCUCCAGAGCCUCCUCCUGCACCUCCACCAGCAGCUGCAACAGCAGCGACGCGUCCCCCAGCAGCAGCUCCCCCAGCCUGGACAGCCGGGGCAGCUCGCCCCUGCCCGGGGAGCGUCCGGCCCCCCGGGGCGGCGAGCCGCACGGAGACAGCAGGGAGACCGGCAGCGAGGAGCACCUCCUCCCAGCGUCCCCCAGCGAGAGGGAGAUAGCGGUGCCUGAGGUGAACUGCACCCUGUUUUUACUGGCUGGCUACGUCAAGUACGGCCGACCCUACGCCUGGAUCCGCUCCAACCACGAGCGCCUGGUCAACAUAGGCGGCACCGACUCCAUGGUGAAGGACACGCCCAUGAAGCUGAAGUCCGUCUCAGAGUGGCAGACACGAGGUGUUCGCGUGUGGGACGUGGUCAGUGAGCUGGUGGGCCUGUGCACCGUCCCGCCCCCCUCCAACCCCCUCGCCCUGGACACGCGCUACAUCCACGGCCUCCCCCUCCCCGAGCGCUUCCUCGUCACCGGCGCCCUCCUCGGCUUCCUGGACACCUACGUGGUCUACGGGAACCGGGACGAGCUGCACUACGACAAAGUCGUGGAGGAGGUGAAGCCUCUGCGGCGUCUCCACGUCCAGUCCCUGCUGGAGCUGCAGCAACGCAGAGAAAACGCGUGACCGGUUAUGAUCCACAUCCAUGGCAUCUUCUCGAAGAUUCACUUCGACGAAGGACAAAGUUACUAAUGAGUCAAUUAACAUUCGUGGAAAUCUUUAGAGUAUAAAAGGACCCCAUGAGAGCUCUCCACACCGGCUCACGCUUCACAAACCUGUUCCAAAACACAGUCACGUGUAUCCGUGUGUUUUUGAUAGUGAGACGCCGGAGACAUAACCCUGGGAAACCAGUCACAUGACGGAGGUUUAAAACUCCCAGGACCUUUGUGAGCGUCUCGGCUCGUCGCCCUCAGCAACUUUAAAGUCAUCUGUCACGUUUAACACAGGAAUCCUGCCUUCUGAGUAAAAGAGGUUGAACAUUGGA